Molecule: messenger RNA, 2237 nt
Organism: Spodoptera frugiperda (fall armyworm)
Lineage: Eukaryota; Metazoa; Arthropoda; Insecta; Lepidoptera; Noctuidae
Product: mitochondrial 2-oxodicarboxylate carrier
Exons: 4
Coding region: 336-1256 (306 amino acids)
Biological process (GO): transmembrane transport
Source: RefSeq, a predicted model, not a curated record
UCACAAUAUUUGGUUUCAUUUAAUAAUCAACUUUAACAUAACGAAGUAACGUUGAAUUCUUACUGUUUUGUAGUUAUUCCCUUUCGCUAAUGUUGUUUCAUUCGACUUAUUUUGUUCAUUUGCUGUGAUAUUUUGAAGAGAAUUGUGCAUUUUUAGGUUUUUAAUAUACUUUAUUUUUUGUUAAGUUGGUUAUUAAUUUAUUUAUUACUUUGUGACAAGAUAUUUUGGAGCUGGUUUGAACCAUAACAGAAAACAAGUGCAUUUUAUUGGAAAGAAACUACAAAAUUAAAGAAAUUUAUACAAUUUAACUUAGUGAACUCUUCUAAAGUGUAAAAAUGAGUGACAUAAACACAUUAUUGAAGCAAGCUGCAAUGCAGAUAGGAGCCGGUGGUAGUGCAGGAUUUGUUGAAGUCCUAAUCAUGCAGCCCCUGGACCUAAUAAAGACUAGGCUGCAGUUGCAAGCCACCAACAAGAACCUACCAAGAACAGACCCUCAUUAUUACACUGGAAUAUUUGACUGCGUACAGAAAAUGUACAAGCAUGAAGGAUUAUCAUCAUUCUACAAGGGUAUUUUGCCUCCUAUCUUGGCUGAAACACCCAAACGAGCCGUGAAGUUUGUUUGCUUUGAACAAUACAAAAAACUUGGUAUGACAAUUCUUGGUACCAGUACAGCAACACCUUUAGUAUUUUCAUUAGCUGGACUUGGAGCAGGUAUAACAGAAGCUAUAUUUGUAAACCCAUUUGAAGUAGUAAAAGUAACGUUAAUGGCUAAUAAGGCUAGAGGGAAAGAGGUCCCAAGCACAUGGUUUGUGACUAGACAAAUUGUAAGAGAACAUGGGUUUGGCUCCAGAGGGUUAAGCAAAGGUCUGACAGCAACCAUCGCCAGAAACGGUGUUUUCAACAUGGUGUAUUUCGGAUUCUAUCACAGUGUAAAAGAUAUUGUACCUGAGAAUAAGGUACCAAUACUAGACUUCUUAAGAAAGUUGUGCAUCGGUUUCGUAGCAGGAUGUCUAGGAUCAUGUGUCAACAUACCGUUUGACGUGGCCAAAAGCCGAAUCCAAGGUCCGCAGCCUGUAAAAGGAGAAAUAAAGUAUAGAACAACUACAGGAGCAAUGAUAACGGUGUAUCGGGAAGAAGGAUUCCGCGCCUUAUACAAAGGUCUGGUUCCAAAGGUUAUGAGACUGGGGCCCGGAGGAGCUAUAAUGCUGGUUGUAUACGAAAAAGUAUACCAUUUCUUACAGACCAAGUUUAUGUAGAAUUAAUUAUUUAUGACAUAAGUACAAAUAGUAACUCAACGUUACGUAGAACAAAUAAUCAUGUAUUGUAUAACUUGGCUGAUAAGAUCGCCUGUGCUCAGACAGCUAACGAAGCUAUAUAUUUUAUAUAUGUAAUACCAAAACUAUAACAUGUUUACAUGCGACCUGUAGUCUUAUAUUUUAUUUUGAUAUGUUAUCUUAUUUUAAAACAUAUUUUAUCUAGUGUUGUUUUCUGUUUCAUACUUUUGUAUAUUUUUAUGGUCUUGGAAUUUAUUUUUAUAAGACAAGUAUAUUUUUCAUAGAGAAAGUAAAAAUCGAUGUUAUAUUAGAUGCAAGUAAAAGUAAACUUCGUCUACGCACAAUCUUAUACACACAAAAAUUGUAUCACAACAAGCCUUAGCUUCAUCUGAUAAUGGUGAAGGUAAUAGAAUAGGUGCUAUUAUAAUAAUGACUUACGUUUUGGAUGAUAAUGUUUAAAAACUUAGCGCUUUUAAACUAAUACAAUUACACUCAGUUAAGAUAAUAUGAUGUGUGUACCUAAGUCUUCACUACAGUGUGCAUCAUAAACUUGAAAGUAGUUGAAUGUAGCCGAAUUGACGCACCUGAGUUGCACAACUUUCAUACAGAAUUUAAGGAUAUUAGUACCUAAAUACUGUAUAUUUUUUUGAGAAUAGUUGAACUCGAAUUGUUACUAGUACUUUAUGUAUUUUUAUAUAUGUAUAUCUUAUAAGCAAAAUGUAGUGCAAUAUUUUACAAAUGCAAGAUAACAAAAUAAAGUGUAAGUUAUAAGGAUAAGUAGGAUUAAAACCAAAGUAUGUAUAAAGAAAUAUUGAUAUUAAUUGUAUAAACACACUCUUAUAUCGAAAUAGCUAUAUUGUCAACAAAGCAUUUUUAUGCAUUUAUCUAGACACACGGCAGUGUGUCCGCCAAGUUCGAGCAAAAAACCGACACACCGGCCGUGGGUUAUAUUACACGAACCAU